Molecule: messenger RNA, 3562 nt
Organism: Pseudomyrmex gracilis
Lineage: Eukaryota; Metazoa; Arthropoda; Insecta; Hymenoptera; Formicidae
Gene: mlt
Product: tubulin-specific chaperone cofactor E-like protein
Exons: 8
Coding region: 333-1865 (510 amino acids)
Biological process (GO): protein folding
Molecular function (GO): alpha-tubulin binding
Source: RefSeq, a predicted model, not a curated record
UUUCUGUUUACUAAACAAAGGAACCAGUUCAACGCUGGAUGGCGAACGGCACGUCUGCCGCGCACGACACCACUCCGCACGAGACAUCGACGACGACGACGCACGUCGGAGUUCGCGCGACGCCGUGAAUUCGCGACGCGAAAAAACCACACGCGCGGUAAAAGAUUUAUCUCCGCUCGCGCCUAGGACGCUCGUCCGAGGAACGAAUGCGAAGGAGAUAACCCACUGUGCGGUGCGACGACUCCGACGACACCGCGGUUGAACGCGCGCGGAGCGGCCGUGCGAAAGGUGGACCCCGAAAGAGUUGACGCGCAAACAUAAAUGCUGUAAAAAUGCCGUCAUUGCUGGAAGCGCUGGAGUUGAAAUACGGCAGUUCGACGACGGACUGUUCGUUGACGGACGACGAAGCGGAGUCCGGCUCGCCCAAGGCCGCCCUGUCGGUGAGCAUCUUCAUCCCUAAAAAGUCCCCCCGACACACGGUCCCGGCGUUACUGGUGCUUCAGGACUGCGACAUAGAGUGCGCGGGCAAUGACGCCGAGAAACUUCGUAGCAAGUGCAAGAACGUCGAGGAACUCGACUUGGCGCAGAAUAAAUUGUCACGAUGGACGGAGGUCUUCGGCAUACUGCAGCACAUGCCCAAGAUCAAGUUCGUAAAUUUGAGCUUCAACUGCCUCGCCGAGGUGCUUGAGGUCAAACACGGCAACUACGAUCUCCUGAGAAAUCUCGUGCUGAAUGGCACCAGAGUGUCGUGGUCGACGGUGCAGGGACUAGUACGGCUUUUGCGUAAUCUGGAGGAGCUACACCUGUCAUUGAACGAGUACAAAACUGUAGACCUGGAUUAUCAGAAGCCGGAGAACGUAAAUCCGGCGCUGAAGAAGUUACACUUCACCGGUAAUCCGGUAGAAGUUUGGAACGAGAUCUCAAAGUUAGGGUAUGUGUUUCCAAACUUGAAGAGUCUGGUUCUCGCCGAGUGUCCGAUCAGAUCGCUCGCUCUGGAAGAAAAUCGAAAUUUGCCGAACGAGGACGGCCUCCGAGCGAAUGAGGAGGAUAACGGGCAGGACAGCGAAAACAUGAAUCAUUUGGACGCGGAUGAACACACGUCGGACGAGAAGGGCAAUCGGAUAUUCGAGAACAAAGUCAACUACGACAGAUCCGAAUCGGAGUCGGAAUCCAGCGGAAAGACCAUGAAAUCGCCUCACGAUCCUUUCAGAAUGUUAAGGUUCUUGAACGUGAACGGCACGCUCUUAUCGACCUGGGACGAAGUCGAAAGACUGGCCAGGUUUCCGGCGCUUAAAUCGCUCAGGAUUCAGAGUUGCCCGCUUUUUGAGAGCCCCCGAGAAUACACGGAGCACGAGAGGCGGCAGCUACUAAUAGCCCGACUGCCAAACGUCGAAACUUUGAACGGCGGCGGCGUGAUAUCGUCACAGGAACGCGAGGACGCCGAGAGAGCCUUCAUACGUUAUUACAUGGACAAACCAGAAGCGGAUCGACCCGAGAGGUAUUCCGAGCUCGUGGCUAUUCACGGAAAGUUGGACCCCUUGGUAAACGUAGAUUUGACACCGGAGAAAAGGGUCAAGGUCACGUUCACUUACGGAGAUCUCGUUGAGGUACGAUCGGUAGAUGUAUAUAGAACGGUUUUCGAAUUGAAAACUAAAUUGGAAAGCAUGGUGAAAAUACCUGCCAACAGAAUGAGACUUUUCUACGUUGAUCAGGAAAUGAAAGCGCAAUACGGCCCGGAGGAAAUGUUGUAUCCGAACAAGCAACUUUAUCGAUACAAUAUUCGAAAUGGCGACGAGAUUAUUAUCGACAGCAAACUGAACAGAUUUGCGUCAACGUCCUCGGCUACAUCUUCCAUUCGUUCCUGAAAUCGAUAAACAUCGCCCAUGAAGAAUAAAAUAAAAGAAUUAGAAGAAUUUAUAUAGGAACUUGCUGAUGUUCGAUGUGUUAUGUAUUAUUAUGACGGCAAACGCAUUUCAGAGAAUAAUAAUGGAUGGAAAAAAAUUUUACAAAUUGACGAUAACUCGGUAAUCUAUAGAGGGAGAUGAAAAGUUUAGAAUGUGUUUCUUCGCAAAACGGUAAUGUCGAAGAUGACCUUUCGAAAAAUUGUCGCGAAUUAUAGCGCGAUUAUAUUACACAAUUGUAUUUUGAUCGCAAAGUAACGUCGUCCGAUGCCGUUGUAGUUUAAUUAUUUCUCUUUGCUAACAAACACUCAUUCGAGAAGAGCCUCGACGUAUAAUUUAAAAUAAACAAGCUAAACUAACAAGCCUUUGAGAGCGCAUAGAAAAUAAUUUGUGUGUCGAAUGACACAAACGAGAGUGUACGCGCGUACACGUUACGCUCUUUUAGAUGAGUAGGUGAAAUCCGUCAAUUUAUAUAAAGUUUUCUUUUUGAUGUAGUAUCUCUCGUCUAUCUUAGGAGGCAAAAUGUAAUGGGAAAGCAGGACAUGUACAUAGCGAAAUUCUUCGAUCUUCAGCCAAAUUCGAUAUAUAUAUAUACAUACAUUACAUGUAUAUGUAUAUGUAGCUACAGUACGAAAGUGUGAGGAGAGAUUAUCUUAUUUAUCGAUGCUCGAUGAGAAUGAUAUAGGAAACUCGUAGGAAGAGAGAAAGAGAGACAAACAUUCGACUCGUGUAAAAUUGUGAGCUCACACAAUUCUUGAUAAUAUAAUGCCAACGCCGACUGUGACAAGAAAACGCGAGAUGAAAAGAGAUUGAAAUAUUUUUGUAGACCGCGGGGGCAGUUACCUGGAAAAGGUAAGAUUCGCCAUUCGUUCGUGACAGAAACACGCGUUUUGUUGCUCUUUGUUGAGCACCGGGCAAUGAUAAAAGUAAGUGUAAACGCACUUGCAACACACGUUUUCCGUCGUGCGCACGUUUGAAACUUUUUAUUAUAUAAAGUGAAACAUCGCGCGAAUUUUCCAAGUGCUUAAAAAGAAUAGAACAUGAUCAUCGCUACGAUUCGUAAAUAUUAUUGUUUGUUGCUUAUGUUGUCAUCGCAACGGACGAUCUCUGUAAAUUUUUCUCUCCAAAGGUGAUGUGUGAACUCUUUUUCCAUGUAAAUUAAAAUCACACGAGCGAAAUUAAAACGCACAAAAACGCGCGUGAAUUAAAUUUUAAACUAUAUUUAAUUUAAAACUAUACAAGUUAAUACUGCGUUACCCUAUCGUCAAUUCUCAGUGUGUGGUAUGUACUUAAAUUCAAUAUCUUCAAUCAAAUACCAAGCUCGUUGUCAUCUGCGAAUGAUUUUUAAUAUUCCAAGAUAUUGAAUUGUGUGUCGGUGUUGAAUAACAUAAAAUUUGCAAUUAUUUUUGUCACAGAGUGAACAAACGGAGAUCCAAAUUUAUUAUCAACAGUGAUAUAGAGGAUAAAGGUGCCUGUUAAUGAGAUAAUCGUCUAAUACGAGAUAGCAAAUUAUUUUCACGUAAACGGCUACAAAUUCAUAACUGCGUAUUUUUAACACGUCACUUACACAAAAAUCAAACUUUUUGUUAGCGUCGCUCAAUGCCGAAGGUGAUGUGGUGUCUGCAAAAGAGUUAUCGCGUACGCUCAGAACAAAAAAAAAA